CAGGACCUCGCCGGCCUGCGCAUCGAUACCUCGUCCUCCGCGCUGCCCUGGGCCGAGCACGACGGCCGGUACGGCGAGCCCCUCGGCUCCCAGGAGGCCACGCCAAGGGCCACCGCGGCUCCUCCUUUGGAGUCUUUGCCGCUUCAAGAGGCCGUCGAGUCGGCGCCGCAUACCCCUGUUGAGUCGGCCAGGUCGCUGGACGGGGACCUAUCAAAGGCUCCUCCUUUGCCGCCAUCGCUUCAAGAGGACUUGUCGACGUUGCCGCCGCUGCCAGAGAGCCGAGGCAGCUCGCCUCUACAAGGUCCGACUUCGCCAACCAUCAGCCCAGAAGCCGUCCCGAGUGAUAUGCACUUGCCUGAGAGCGCGCGCGCCGCGGAAGCAGCUGGGCCAGUCGCGGUUUCGGUGGAUAUGUCUACCGCUGUUCAGCCGAUAGCCUUGUCGCAUGACACUCUGUCUUCUUUGAAAGAGGUCAAGGGCGAUAACAUCCUUGACAAGUCCCCUGCCCCGUCAUCAAGCCGUGGACUUGGCAAAGAGGAGAAGGACACAGAUGAGAUCGGCGAUGCCAAAGCUGCCCUCCUUGUCGGUGGCGCCGCUGCGGGCGCUGCCGCCGUUUUCGUGGCUUCCGUGCUUCACAGCGGUCCCCCGCCCGUGCUGCACGAGCGGGACUUCGAGAAGCCAGACUUUGAGAAGGGCGACUUUGACAAGCGCCGUUUCAUCAGCGGCUACGGUAAGCCCGACAGCAGCUUCCUCUCGAGCCCCCCCGACGACUACUUUGAGGAUGGCACCUCCACCAUCGCCGCGUCCGAGGCGCCAAUGAGCAUCCUGUCCGGCUCGACCUUCCUGGACACCCAGGGCUCGGUGCUUUCCGAGUACUCCCCCAGGCCCGACGAGUAUAGCUUCGCGUCUGCCGCCAAGAAGUGGCAGCAGACCAGGACCGCCGAGACCUCCUCCCUCCUCCGCGAUAGCGGCGGGGCCGAGACGGAGCAGCCCCCUGCUGCUACGGCUGUGGCUGCUCAAGAGGCGGCUGCAGACGAUGUCGCUGCAGGUGAAGGCGAGGACUUCUGGGCUGUCUCGGGCACGUCGAAGAAGAAGCUCAAGAGGAAGCAGAAGGCCGUGGCUGCUGCGGGUCGCUCACUCGAGUCGAAGCCCGAGCCAGAAGAGACCAAGGCUAUUCCCACUCCCGCCAAAGUCCAGGAGGUACAGCCCGAGGCUUCUGCGUCUCCGCUCCCCGAGCGCGCUGCUGCUUCGUCUUCGUCAAAGAAGGCCGACAAGAAGAAGAAGAAGGCCAAGAAGGGCGUUUCGUGGACGCCAGAGCUUACUGGCCUCGACCUGGAGCCUGAGUGUGAGCCUGAGCGUGAGCCUGAGUUCGAGAGAGAACGGCAGCAGCAACAAGAGGAACACGAACGAGAAGGAACUCGUCCAGAAGAUCAAAAGGCUGCGGCCGUCUCUGAGAGGUCUAUUACUGCGGCAGAUGGCCCUACUUCUUCUACUUCUGACUCGGCAGACUUGCUUGCCGCGGGCGUUACGGAUGUGCCCCCCCUCGACGAUGCUUCUUUGCCUCUCCCAGAGUCCGAGUCUACUACUGCGGUUGUGCGGACGUGUGAAGAUGAAGUUCCAACUUCAGACUCACCUAUCGAGCAGCCAUCGGUCGACGCACCGCCGCAGACCGAGGCCGAGGACUUCUUCUUUACUGCUAAAAAGGACAGGAAGGGCAAGAAGGGCAGGAAAGACAAGCCUAACGUCCUCGCGGAAAGCCUACCUCUUGCUGAAUCUGCGUCCUCGGCAGACUUGUCUGCCGGCCUUCCACUCGAGCGGAGCGUCGAUGAUUUGGCGCAGCAAACACCGGCCGAGUCGAGCUCCAAUGAGCCUCUGGAGGAGGCUUUCUCGACGCCCGGCAGGAAGAAGGGCAAGAAGAAGCAGAAAGGCAAGGCCGUCGAUCUCAGCUGGGAGCCUGCUGCCGACGUGGCAGAAGCCAACUCUGCAGCCGGUCCACUCCAAGCCGCCGAGGUGCUCGCUGUCGAGACGACCAAGCAGGUCCAGCCCGAAACUGCUCCACCGGACGUGCAAGAGAGAGUCGUGGACAAGCCGUCUCCAUUAGCUGACAAGGACGUGGAGCCGCGCCAUGUCGCUGCAGCAGAAACACCCAGAGCUAGCGGCGGUGAGCUUGCGCAAGACGGCCUGACGCCCACUGAGCCCACUGAGCCCACUGAGCCCACUGUGGAUGGCCACCUGCCCGCCGUUGCUGACGCGAAACCCAGCUCUGCAGCAGCGACGGAAGCGGAUAAGGCCCGCCCCACCGAAGAAGCCAAGGACGAGAAGAAGGGCAUCGUGGCGUCUACCUUUUCCAGGCUCCCUAGCAUGUCGACAAUGGCCGGCGUCGGGUCCUUUUUCGGCAUGGGGAGGCGUGACGCAAAGGAGGCGGACAAGUCAUCCUCGGAGAAGGCUGCCGAGCCAGAGGAAGCGCAGCGUGCUGGGUCUGAUCAUCAACAACAACAACAAAAGCAAGGGGCGGCAGUGGAAGCGGAUACGCCCGCGGCGGAGCAUUCCCAGCUGCAGUACCAGCCUCCUACGGCCUAUUACACAGCUUUAGGCGACGAAACUGCCCCUAGCCCUCGCAGUCAGAUCCCCGUUGCGGGCCCUGCAGCGGUAGCGCCCCAGCCCGCAGCCGGCGACAAAUCAGUGCGCGACACAACAGGCGGCCCGCUAGACACCGCUGUUUCUGUGCCCAACGAGCGGGUCCUCCUCCCCCCCCUGGCCAUCGCCCCCACGUUAGGCCUCGCCUCCGGUUCGUCGCCGUCGACCGAUGAUGCUACUGGGCUGCUGCCACCGUCGGAACUCAUUGGAGAAUUGCCCAGUGACCGGUCUGCGGCGUCUCUCCUCGGCGAAGAAAAAGGUGAGCGGCCAGAACAAGAUGAGCGCGCUGCUGCCCUCGCCAUAUCAGAGGAGGAUUCGCCAGCUGCACUGGCCCCCUUGGGCGACGACGACGACGUCGAGCCAGCCGAACAAGUCAUGGACUGGGAGCAAGACGCUGGCUCUGCCGGCAAGAAGAAGAAGGGCAAGAAAGGGAAGAACAAGUUUGACGAGCCCAAGACUGUCGUUGAGGAUGCGGCGGUAGCGACAACGUCAACUCCUGAAGAGCCAGCGCAGGAGGAUUUCUGGUCUUCUGAGCCUGUCGGGAAGAAGGGAAAGAAAGGCAAGGGCAAGCGUCAAAACUCUCAAAAGGAUGAACCUGCGCCUGCAGAGCCACCAGCACCAGACGUCUCGCUUUCCCAGGAGACGGAUUCCCAGCUGCCAGCACUUUCUGAGUCGACCACUGCAGCAGAUGAGCCCGCCUCAACGUCUGUCCAGGCCUCCGAAGAGCCAGCGCAGGAGGAUUUCUGGUCUACUGAGCCUGCCGGGAAGAAGGGCAAGAAAGGCAAGAAGGACAAGAAAGCCAAGAAGAACCCCCUUCCCGCCUGGGACGAGCCGUCUCCUGCUGCAGAAGCAGCGGACGACUCCGCAGAGCAACCUCGAGAUCUCCAAGAUGUUGCUCCUGAGAUUAUUGAGCGAGACCCUGCGGCUGAACCCCCCGAGCUGGAGCGCGCAGGGCCUGCAGAGUCCCCCGACCAAGUCGCCUCAGAGGCUCUGCUGGAACACACUGAUAGGGAGCCCGCAGAGAGCGCUCCGACCGAGGCCGCUGCAGAAGAUAUGUGGUCCGAGCCCACGACGUCGGGCAAGAAGGGCAAGAAAGACAAGAAGAAGCGACUGAGCACCCAAGAAGCUUCGGAAUCUGCACCCGUCGAAGCCUCGCCGGAAACAAUCCUCGAUAAAACAACUGGCGAGCCUGCCGAAUCCGACGCGCUGCCAGAAGUUUCCCAAGCCCAGACAGUUCCGGAAGAGUCUCGCUCUGCCGGCAUUGUUGAGUCUCAACCUGCCGAAGACGACAUGUGGCCUGAUGCCGGCAGCUCGGGCAAGAAGGGCAAGAAGAACAAGAAACGCAAAGACGUUGCCCAGCCGACGAGCAUCUUGACUUCGGAUGACUCGCCCGCUCAGAUUGUUGAGGAACCCGAGGCAAUGGAUGUCAGGCAGGAGCAAGCUUUGCCAGAGCCCGCCGAACGCCCUCCUUCCGUUUCCGAGAGCGGUGCAGAUGCUCAGGCUGACGACUUCCCCGAGUUUGCCGUCACCACUAAAAAGGGCAAAAAGGAGAAGAAAAAACGAGGCUCCAAGUCUUCACUUCCGUCCGAAGAAUCUCGUGAGAUGGAAAUCGACAGCCCUGCGCAGGUUUCACUCCCCGAGGCCGAAACGUCUGUGGCCGCUUCUGAGAAAUUUGGAUCUUCUUCCAGCCACGCUGAAGCCAAAGUGAGUGAGGGGUUUGACCUCGCCGCUGAGGCGGAACCUGAUUUUGAGUCGUGGGCGCCCUCCAAGACGAGCAAGAAAAAUAAAAAGGGCGCUUUGGCUGCGACAGACGGCGAGCCGGCCGCUGCAAGCAGCCCGACGCCGGCUGCGAUUUCAGCAGACGCUCCGGAGCAGGACAGCUCCCCGCUAGCCCAAGACACGGAUGACGCAUCGUUUGCCACCAAGAAGGGCAAGAAGGACAAGAAGAAGCGCCAGAGUGUAACCUUUGCAGACCCUCUCGAGGAACACAGACACCUUCCCGACGACAGUCAAGCCGGAGACGUGGCCGCAAUUAGCCCGCUUGGUGAUUCGCAUCUUUCCUGGGAGACGGCUGCCGACACGUCGCCCAGCACAGCCAAGGGUGACGAAUUCGACAGAUUGCCCGCGGAUGCAGAGAUUGGACAAGAUCACGGGGCUCCUGCGGAAGGCGGACCGGGAGUUGAAUCUGAACGCGGCCUUGACCUCGCGUCUGAUGACUUGAGAGAAGACGCCUCGGCAGAAGAUAUGUCGUCGCCAGUUAGUCAAUUCCCUAGCGAAAAGGCCGUCAAUCCGGAACCCUCAUUGGACGAACCCCUCACGCAAGACAAUAUUGGCAUGCAGGCUGUACCGGCAACCAAAGAACUGGAUGUCGCCAGUGAGCCCAAACUGCAGGAAGUGGCCGACGACAAACCUGAGCCCAGCCUUCCCGUUGCACUAGAGGAAAGCCGGGCGGUGUCUGAGGACGAGUUUGCGUUUUCAUCCAAAAAGUCCAAGAAGGACAAGAAGAAAAAGCGCAAGAGCCGAGUGGGCGAUGAGCCAGAGCCAGCCGCUGAGCCAGUCGCUGAGCCGCUGAGCGCGGAGGAAGCACAGGCUGGCAAAGGGAGCGAGGGUGUAGCCUCAGGUUUGGAUACCGAUACCCCACACGAAAGCGCCACUGAAGCAGCGACAAGUGGUGCAAUCACAUCCGAGCCAGAGCCAAUAGGCGCCCGCCAGGAACCAGUCGUCAUACAAGAGCCUGCCGAGCCCUCCCUUUCCAAGAAAUCAAAGGACAGGAAAGACAAGAAGCACAAGAGCAAACUUGACGACAACUUCGACCGGGAGCCGCCUUCAGAGCACAUCGCCGAGACAUCAACCCCUGAAGUGACUGCUGACGGCCAGCAACCUCUUUCACGAGAAGAGGCCCCCCUCCCGGUUCUGCCGGUCCACGAAAGCGAGGCUGCACCGUCUCAAGAAGACUCUACCCGCAAGGCCAUUGACCGUGCAACCGACGGACCCAGUGGCUCAGAGCACCAAGACGCACUGCCGGCAUUGUCAAUCAAAGUCGCAGAUGUGCCACCAACAGACAGCCCGCAGGAAGAGACCUCACCCAGCGACGGCGGCCCCAUUGAGCGCGAGGCUGAGACUGAGCCCGCGUCCGACCAAAUGCCUGCCCAAAGCUCCCAGGCUCUGGGAGAGCAGUCGGCCGACGAUGAGCCUUCGACCCCUUACAGCAUCAAGAAGUCAAAGAAGGAUAAGAAGAAGAAGAAGGCGACUGCUGCUCCCAAAGCCGAACCGGAACCCUGGCCCAUGGGGUCCCCCGAGCUCGGCUCUCGUGACGACGAUGAAAACCCUUUUGAGAGCCCCCGGAUAGAGAGGCUGCUCAAGCAGCUCAGCACCGUCGAGGAGGAGUCCGAGUUCAUGGACUCGGCCAACCCGACCGAGAUUGGCGACUUUGCUACGGCGCCUGAAAAGUUGGAUGAGUCUCGUGACGAGCAGGCGGUUUCGGAGGUGCUGUCGCGCGCCGCGUCUUCUGCGCAAGAGCAAGGAUUGCUCCCCGACGAGGAAACCACCAAGGCUCCUUCUAGUGCCGACGACCACCAGGACAACAAGGACGACGAUGCUGAACUCGGCGAGGGCCACAUCUACUCGCUCAAGAGGCUGAAAAAGGAAAAGAAGAAGCGCCGCAAGAGCUCGCCCUCGGACGAGCCGUGGCCCAGCAGCACCGAAGACCUUGUUUGCGAGCCGGCCGAGGAUCCGCUGACCGGACAGAAGGGGCUAGUUGAGGCCGUUGCCGAAGUGCCGCCAUCUGCCGAACACGAGGCUGUCAGAGAUCUUGAUGAUCUGCAAGCUGAGCUUCCAAAGCCAGAUGUUGAAAGCGUCAAGGACGAACCCGCUGCUGUGCCGCCGUUCUUAAAAAGCCUCCAGGAAGAUAAAAUCUCGGCACCUGAGCCUGCACUGGCUGAGCCAGAGAUUCUAGAAGUUCACCGCCUGAUAUCUCCUGAGCCAGUCGCCAUUUCUGAGCCUGCCACGCAAGAAGUUGAGGUCACGGAUCCAACCGCCGACGCCGACACUUCCCCGAUUGUGCUGGAUAAAGGGAAGGAGGUUGAAGAUUUUGCUCCGUCUUCUGCUCAGGGCGAACAGGAGAGCAGGGAUGUUGCAGAUGUCUCUGCCUUUGAGUUCCUGCUGGCGAAGAAGUCUAAGAAAGACAAGAAGAAGGGCAAGAAAGCUGCCAUGGAGCAGGGCGACUGGGAUUCCCCGUCGACUUUGAACGAGAAGCCCGCAGGCGACCUCUCUUCCAACAUUGCAGAGGCCGACGCCAGCCGCGACGUCGAUCUCGCGGCGGAUUCUGCCCAGCCUCCCCUGGAGGUCGAAGCCGAAGAGCUUCCCCUCGGCCGCAAAAAGUCGAAGAAAGACAAGAAGAAUAAGGGGGCCCUGCAGUCAGACUCUGAACCCCCGUCUGGAAUUGCAACGCCGCUGCUUGUCGACGAGGAACAGACCACCCCCGUUCCUUCUUCGGCUGAUGUUCAAGACGAGCCUACGCCACUGCCGCCUCAGCUGCCGGCCGCUGAUGCUUUGGGAAAUGCUGAGGGUGCGACGCCACUGCUGCCGUCCGCCACCGACGCCUUGGAGCCCGUUGAAGAUUCUGCGCUGCCUGUCGAAGCGUCCGCCAAAGAGGCCGAGGCCGAGGCUGAGGUUGAGGAUUUCUGGAGCCAGUCGGCGAAGAAGUCGAAAAAGGAUAAGAAGCAGCGCAAGGGCUCCAAGCCAACAUCUGGCGUCGCUACUCCUGUCGUUGAAGAAGAACCCAGCUCGUCUUUCAAGGCGGCCGAGCCGGAACUGCAGCCUGUGGUUCUCAGCCAAGAAAGCCCUGCACCUGCACCGGGAGACAGCCUACCAGAGCCCGAGCUUGACACGACGCAACAGGAGCCACAGACUGAGGAGGCCUGGGACCUUCCGGUUAAGAAGUCUAAGAAGGACAAGAAGAAGCGCAAGUCCUCUGUCCCCGCCUUUGAGGACGAGUCUCCGGCAUCUGGCACAGUGACGCCUAGAGUGGAAAAGUCGAGCGCUCUUACAGACCCGGAGCCAGCGCUUGAAUUGCAGCCAGAGCCCACGGUCUCUGAAUCUCUCGAUAUCGUCGACGCCAGCCCAAGUCACCAGGCGUCUCUGGAUGUGCCUGACAACCAACCGCCGAUAGAGACAAUACAGCCGCAGGAAGCGGUGCCUGAGGAGAUCCGGGACCCUCCAGCCAAGAAAUCCAAGAAGGACAAGAAGAGCAAAAAGACAAAGGGAGCUAAGCUCUCUGACUCCGAGACGCCGUCGGGCGCUGCAACCCCCGCAACCGAAGAGCCGAGUGUCCUCGCCGAGCCGGCUGCCGUCUCAGAACCUGUCGAGGUCAGCCAGGGAGAUGCUGGACAAGGCCUUGGCCAGCAACGUGACCUCCGUUCUGCGUCUGAGGAUGUGCAUCCCGACGCUGAGGCAGUGGAGGUCGAUGUGCAGCCUGAGAUCACGCCGCGAGGACUGGAGUCCGAUAUUGAUCAGCACGAGGCUCAUCCCGAGACUAUACCUGACGUGCAGCUUGACACGACAUCCGCCGUAGAAGCAGCGCCGGAGACAACGCAAAGAGAAGCACAGCUCGAAACGGCCCCUCUGAAACCACAACCUGAGACAACGUCACUUGAAGCGCAGCCCGACGAUGCCUGGGACUUUCCCGCCGUCAAGAAAUCCAAGAAGGGCAAGAAGGGCAAGGGCUCCAAGUCGGCCGAUUCAGCGACCGCUUCCGGCGUUGCAACCCCGACUUCCGCCACUGACGAGCCGAUUGCUCUCGCAGAGGAUGCCAAGCCGGAGCCCCUCGACGUCCAACUGCCUGCCGGCGAACCAGACGACGUCCUGCUUGUGUCUCGGGAGAUGCAGCCAGAGCCUGAGGCAAUCACGCUGCAAGAGGCGCAGCCCGAGUCCACGCCAGAAGCCGCACCUGUUGAAGCGCAGGCCGAAGACAACUGGGACUUGCCCGCCAAGAAAUCCAAAAAGGACAAGAAGGGCAAGAAGGGCUCCAAGAUCAGCGAAUCAGAGCCAGUUUCUGGUGCCGCAACGCCUGUGGUGGAGGAAACCCCUUCUUCCUCGGACUUUGCGCAAAUUCCCAGGGAUGUUCAGCAAGAGGCGCAACCAGAGCCCACGCCAGAAGCUCGACCCGAGGUGACACCGGUCGAGGCGGAACUCGAAGACACCUGGGGCUUGCCGGUCAAGAAGUCUAAGAAGGACAAGAAGGGCAAGAAGGGCCCCAAGAUCAGUGAAUCGGAACCAGUUUCUGGCGCUGCAACACCUGUGGCGGAGGAGGCGCCUUCUUCCUCGGACUUUGCGCAAAUUCCCAGGGUUGUUCAGCAAGACUUGGAAGUGCAGCAGCAAGAGGCGCAAUCGGAUGAUACCUGGGGCUUGCCGGUCAAAAAGUCCAAGAAGGACAAGAAGGGCAAGAAGGGCAAAGGCUCCGAGUUCGCCGAGCCAGAACCCGAGACGUGGACCCCCGUAGAAGAGCCAGGUUUUAUCGUCGAGGAACCCAGCGCCAUUGCUAAUGAACCCAGCGCCAUUGCUAAUGAACCCAGCGCCAUUGCUAAUGAACCCAGCGCCAUUGCUAAUGAACCCAGCGUGGCCGUCGAAGAACCCAGUGUGGGCGUUGUCGAGUCAACUGAUUUGCUAGACCGCGAGCUCGAGUCUACGGCACCAAUCAUUGUUCCUGAGCCAAUAGAGACUGAGCCGAUUGAUGUUUCCGACGAGGCCAAGCCAGCACCUGACUUUGUAGAGCCAGAAGCAGAGACUGAAGAGUUCUGGGGAGCGCCAACCAAGAAGUCGAAGAAGGACAAGAAAGGCAAGAAAGCUAAAGGCACAAGGCUCUCCGAGUCUGAACCGCCAUCCGGCGCUGCAACUCCUGCAGCCGUCGAGGAGCAAGACGAUGUUCUCGAUAUCCAAGCUCGGGAUGUAGCCAACACGAGCAAGCCGGUCUCGCAAGAAGCUGCUCUCGAGGAGCAGGUCAGGGAGCCGACUGAAGCCUCCCAGCCGCAAAAUGCUCAGCCAGACGAUCUCUGGGACACUCCAGGCAAGAAGUCCAAGAAGGAUAAGAAAGACAAGAAGCGCAAGGGCUCCAAGUUAGCCGAUUCCGAGCCAGCUUCUAGGACUUUAACCCCGGCUGCCCAAGAGGAGCCGCCAACAGUUACUACGGUUCUAGAGUCCGGCGAUGCCACGGACCUAGCCGUGGAAGAGCCUUCGGCUACUCCUCUAGAUUUUGCACACGACGCCUCCGAACUGCCCAAGACAACCAUCUCCGAUGCUCGAGUUGAUACUCCCGCCCCGGCCGACAUGGAAGGUCUCAGUGAAAUACCAGACGCACCCCGCACUAUCGCUAUCGACACUCCCGACUUUGCGACUCAAGCUGCUCGCGAAGAAACAGACCUACCGUUGCCUUUGUCAUCCGUAGUCGACAAGUCCAUCCUAAGCCCUCCAGAAAUCGUUGCCGAACCCGCCACCGCAUCUCACCUAACCGAUUUUGAUGUUGUAGACGUCCAGGAACCAGCUGCUAUCUCCCACGAGACUAGCCUUGCAGUCACAGAUGUUUCGCCUCCUAAAGAGCCUGAAAACACCCCAGAGGAGACACCCGCCGCUGCUGAGCAAGAGAGGCAGCCUGAAGAGUUUUGGGGAGCGCCGGCGAAGUCCAAGAAAGACAAGAAGCGCAAGGGCUCCAAGAUCCCCGACGCUGGAUCCGAGGCCGCUUCCGGCACACCGACUCCGGCAACAGAGGAGCCCACCGAGCCCGUGGCCUGGCUCUCCGCCGAGCGUGGCGUAGACAUCAGCGACGAGCCUGCCCUCGUAACCUCCACAGCAGACGAGACGGCCGUGGACGCCGAAGUCCUUGACAAGUUUAGCGAUCGCGAACUCGGCAUCGAAGCGCCUGCCUCGGAGUCACAGCAGGAACAAGAUGCCGACGAUGCCUGGGCGCUGCCGGCCAAGAAGUCCAAGAAGGACAAGAAGAAGGGCAAGAAGUCGGCUUCUGAGCAGGCGUCGGGCACUGCCACGCCAAGCUCCCUGGAAGAUACCUCGGCCGUCCCGGACGCUCAAAUCAUCCCCGUCCUCGAGCCGAGUCGCGAGGAGAGCGAUCCCGCGCUGGUCGAAGCCGAAGAGGAUGACCUAUGGGCGGCGCCUAGCAAGAAGUCGAAGAAGGACAAGAAGAAAGGCAAGAAGUCGCCUUCUGAAUCAGUCUCAGGUGCUGCUACUCCCAACACAGCCAAGGAUGCAGUUGGUCCCGUUUCGGUGGCGGCCCCAUUGGCCCUCUUGGGAAACCAAACCGCCACCCUCGACCGCGAAAUUACCAUGGACGACGCGCCAGCAAUGGAAGACGAGUUCCCCGAGUUCAGCACCAAAAAGUCGAAGAAGGACAAGAAAAAGAAGGGCAAGAAAGGUGGCUCUCCAGACGAAGCCACCUCUGGCGAGGCGACUCCCAGAAGCCACGAGGACACGUCGGUUACUGAUGCCAUACCUGGGGCCGCCCUUGCUACUGCCGCAGCCGCAGCCGCGGUUGUAGGUUAUGCUGCCCUUGGUGAUAAAGAGCCUACACUAAAACCGACCUUUGCCGACGACUUUGAAGGCUUCGCGCCCAAGAAAUCCAAGAAAGACAAGAAAAAGGCAAAGUCUUCCCCGUCAUGGCUUGAGGAGGAGGACACGACAAGUCGGGAUGCUCCGGGGCUUGUUGACGAGCCAGAAGACAAGAUGCUCGAAUCCAGCCUGGUCCGGGAGCACAGCGAUAAACUCGAUGAAGAUGGCACCUUCAAAACGUCUUCGGAUCCCGAGGACCUGGAGGACAAGGACGACUACUUUGUGCCCAAGCCUUCAGACAAAACAUACGCGCCGGUGCCGGAGACUCCCGUCGAGCCGUUCGACAAGUUUGAGGUUCAUCCGGCCGUCUCGGAGGCGCUGAGGAGAUCGCCAGACCGAGGCUUUGAGCCGACCGUGCGCCCGAUCACGCUGCCCAGAGAUCCCAGCUUCGGCCUGAUUCCCGGCUCGCCGGUCGUGUUACCGCAAGAUGCGCCAUCACCCAAGCUUCUGCCGGCUCUCGAGAGCCCAGGCGAGUCCGAGGACGGAGAAGCGCGCACCUUGGAUGCGGCUAUACAGUCAAUGUUCCCGGCCAAGACCAGCCUUGCAGACGAGUCCCCGGCAGCCCUCAACACCAGCAGCCAUGUCGUGCAGCGGUUCGAGGACGCGGCAAGCAGAAAGACCGAACCAAGGGAGCUGGGCAGCGGCAUCGGGUUUACAGAGUCCGCAGCCUCGGCGCGCGAUAUUGCAGCCUCGUUCCUCGAAGAGAAGAGCGUAAAGGCGCAGCCAGAAGACAAGUAUGAAGAGGAAUGGAGGUCAGGCAGGAGCCAGUCCCAGCGCCGCGAGUCGCGGGAGCUCGCGGCCUCCUACCUCGAGUCAAUCGGCCGAGACACGGCAGCAGAGACAGCCAAGCUUGUAGGAGGAGGCCAUGAGCAGCAGAUUGUCGCCCGCAGCGCUUCUGUGACCAGGUCGUCUCGAAGCAGGUCUCGCGACAUGGCGGCCGCGUUCCUCGAGAAGCGGACGGCGAGCCCGGCCGUCGAUCUCGCGGGCGCCAUGACGCUCCAUAAAGAGCCUGCUGCGUCUACGUCUACAACUACAACUACCACCACCACUACGAGACAACAGGUUGCAGAGGAGGCGCCUGUGACAUCGUCGGCGCGCGAGGCUGCCGCGGCGUUCCUGGAUGUACGGCUGGAGAAGAAGAACAGCAAGAAGCAGGAAGAGGAACCCAAGGAGAAGCAGAAGAAGGACAGGGGUAGAAAGGCGAAGGAAGAGGAAGCGGUAGACGGUGCUACGCUGGCGGCGGCGGCGGGUGCACUCACGGGAGGAGUGGCGCUGCUGGCCGAGAAGUUUGGCGGGUCGGCAUCAGCAAAGAAGAAGAAGGGGGGCAAGCAGAAGAAGAUUGUGGACAAGAGGUCGCCCAGAGAGGACGACUUUUUUGAUGACGCUGCCCUGUGGGAGGGGGCCGAGCGGAGGCCCCUCGAGGAAGGGUCCAGGAUGGAGGCAGCCCAGGACAACUUUUGGGAUGUUCCCGACAAGGAAGAGGACAAGGAGAUGGAGAAAGAACAGGUGGCUUCUGGAGAGAGCAGCAGAGAAGUGGUGGAGAUAAAGGAUAGGGAGGUGGUGAUGGAGACGCCAGUCAGCAGGCACAAGAGGAUAGACGAACUUGCGGUGGUGGCAGAGCCAGCGGCAGCGGCAGUGAUCACAGCAGCACCAGCACCGAUGCCCGCAACAACACUUGGCCGCCAGGAUUCCGAGACGAUCCCCAAGUCGAUGCGGGAGAUGGGCAUGCUGGACGAGUCGACAUGGUCCAAGCCAAAGGAGCGGCCGUCAUCGUCGCCGUCGCCGCCAACGCGCGCCUUUUCGUUCCCCGACGACAUUGCCGACGAAGAGGCGUUCAGCACGCGAGCGGCCGAGCCAGACGCCAUGAAGAGGAUGACGGACAAGCUGCUAGACAAGGACACACUAGAGCAGGCGCUGCGCAGCAUCCCGCGCGUGUCGAGCAUGACGGAACUGCGGUCGACGCAGUCGAUGCUGCCCCCCGUGCAGGAGGAGGAGGACGGGUCUGACGACGAGCCCGUCAAGCAGCACACGCCCUCCCCCACGGCCCGGCUCGGGGUACGCCGCAGCACAGCGACGCCCGAGGGCCACAGGGACAGCGGCUUCGGGUCCGACUCGCCUCACGUCUCGCGACGCUCUCUCGUACACAGCGGCGGCGAGCUCCGUGACAGCGGCAUACAUCUGCUGCCUGAGGGCAACGAGCAGAGACAGAGUGGCAGCCAUCAACAAUACCAACAGCAGACACAGACGCCGCAAAGCAAAGAGACGGGCAAGGAAGGCCGCCUCCUGCAGAGACGGUCGCCCCUGAGCAUCGUGGGCCCUGAGACUCCGCGACUGCGCGAGCCUUCGCCACCCGGUCACACUACGCCCGAGCCCGAGAAGCACAAGAGUCUCGCCGUCGCCAAGCAGCGGUCCAAGCCUGUUCCGGUACCCCUUUCUCUCGAUCGCGGCCACGGGCACGGCGGCCACGACCUCGCAUCAGGGCCUAUAAUUACAGCGCGUUCAGUGGCGUCAACCACUACCCCCCGGGCAUUAACAGCGCUAGCUCCAGCGCUGUCUCCAGCACCCUUUGCAGGUGAGAGCGUCGCACCGCGCAACAACAGCGAUUUGCACCAAUCACGCCAAUUGCAAUCGCAAUCGCAAUCGCAAUCGCAAUCGCAUUCACAACAACAGCACCAGCAACAGCGCCAAUCGCAGCAAUCGCCCAGCACGGUCCGGCCGUCUGCAGCGAUUUCAAUUGGCGCAGACCCCACACCACGGCGAUCGGCGUCCAACACCAGCCUCGCGCGACUGCGCACACCCGAACCACACACAUGGCGGCCUGACAGUCCAGGCAGCUUGCGCUCAUACACUGGCACCCCCCCACUCAGGCGCGUCGACAGGCGGGUGAGCGGCGACUUGCGGUCCGUGUCGCUCAGCCAACGAGACCUGGCCAGUGCCGCCAAGGCCUCCAGCCCCAGUCCCAAUCCGGACUCUGGCUCUGCGAGCACGAGCCACUCGUCAGCGGCAGCAGCCGGUGCCGCCGUUGCCCUGGGCCUGGGCGCCGUGGCUGGCACUGCAGCGGCCGCAGCGCUGCUUUCCUCCAACAAUAACGAUGCCAAAGAUUGGAACGCAACCUCGUCGACCUCGAGCACGACCACACCCGUCGCCAACGAAGGCCGUGUCCGCGCCAAGGACAUGACCGACGUCUACGAUGGGUUCGGCGAAGGCCGCAUUGGCUCGCCGCGGUCGCCCACGCGCCCGCACAGCAUGCGCCGCCGCCAGAGCAUGCAGGUGCUCGAGCUCGAGUCGCGCGUCGAGCAGCUCGCCGCCGAAAACCGCCUGCUAGCCGAAGCCCGCGCCCAGGCCGAGUCGUCGCUCGCCCGCCGCAAUUCCUCCCAGGCCGCCGAGCGCGACAACGAGAUCCAAUCCCUUAAGCGCAUGCUACAGGAGGCAAACGACGUCAUCGAGCGCCUCAAACAGACAAACGAGGGCCUGCGCAGCUCCACCUCGGCCAUCGCCGUCAAGCACCACGAAGAGGUCCGCCGCCUCGAGUCGGAACACGCCCAGACAGCCCGCACCGUCACCGACCGCGACGCCGAGAUCGCUGACCUGCGCGCCCAGCUCGAGGCCACCAAGCAACAGAUCCGCGACCUGCAGCAACAGAUCCUCGACUCGGCAAAGUCGCAUUCUGUCUCGUCGUCGGACGACCAGCAGCAGCUUGAUUUCCUGGCCCUGCACGACGUCGACUACUUCGACUCGCGCUGCCAGCAGCUGUGUGUCCACGUCCAGCAGUGGGUCCUGCGCUUCAGCAAGUUCAGCGACCUCGAGCCCUGCCUCUUGACGUCGCAGAUCAACGACGAGAAGCUCAUCGACCGCCUCGACAACGCCGUGCUCGACGGCUCCGACGUCGACGCCUACCUGCAGGACCGCGUCCGCCGCCGCGACAUCUUCAUGAGCGUCACCAUGACUAUGAUCUGGGAGUUUGUCUUCACCCGCUACCUCUUCGGCAUGGACCGCGAGCAGCGCCAGAAGCUCAAGACGCUCGAGAAGCAGCUGACCGACGUCGGCCCCGCCCACGCCGUCCGCCAGUGGCGCGCCGUCACCCUCACCCUGCUGGCCCGCCGCCCCGCCUUCGCCAAGCAGCGCGACCAGGACACCGAGGCCGUCGUCGGCGCCGUCCUCGACGCCCUCAGCGCCAUCCUGCCCCCGCCCGACCACCUCGAGAAGCAGAUCCAGAAGCAGCUACGCCGCGUCGUCGCCGAGGCCGUCGACCUCGCCAUCGAGAUGCGCUGUCAGCGCGCCGACUACGUCAUGCUGCCCCCGCUGCAGCCCGAGUACGACGACGCCGGCGAGCUGACCGAGACGGUCUCGUUCAACGCCGACCUCAUGAACGAGCGCUCCGGUGAGGCAGCCAGCCGCGUGUCCAACGAGGACCUCGAGGCCCAGGGCGCCACCGUCCGCAUCGUCCUCUUCCCGCUCGUCGUGCGCAAGGGCGACGACUCGGGCAGCGGCGACGACGAGAUUGUCGUCUGCCCCGCCCAGGUGCUCAUUGCCAAGCACCACAAUACCGCCGCCAGCGCCGCCGCCUCCCAGUCCGGCAAGAAGUCGGUCCGCAUGGUCACGCCCAGCUCAGACGCCGGCGGCGCCAGCCUGUUCGCCCGCAGCAACGCUAGUGCCCCGGGCGGCAGCGCCCCCGCUGACCAGGCCAGCGACGUCGGCAUGGCGGACGCUGGGGGGUAUAUCUGAGAUAUUCUGUCAUGAAAUGACAUGACAUGACAUGGAAUUGAGAGGGGGAGGUAAUUCUUGGAGACGGAACAAAAAACGGAGAAAUGAUGGAUCUUUUGUGUUUGUGAUUGUGUUUUGUGUGCUGUCUGUGUUGGAAGAUAGUGGAAAAUAUACCAAGAGCUCUGUUUGUUUUGUGCUGUUUUGUUUCUUUGUCCAACUUAUUUCCUACUGUUUUGGAACU
Messenger RNA from Lasiosphaeria miniovina, 16192 nucleotides. RefSeq lists its product as uncharacterized. The transcript is spliced from 2 exons. The annotation marks the transcript as partial. The record is from RefSeq and is a predicted model, not a curated record. Lineage: Eukaryota; Fungi; Ascomycota; Sordariomycetes; Sordariales; Lasiosphaeriaceae.